Messenger RNA from Aaosphaeria arxii CBS 175.79, 763 nucleotides. RefSeq lists its product as uncharacterized. Lineage: Eukaryota; Fungi; Ascomycota; Dothideomycetes; Pleosporales. The transcript has a single exon. The coding region runs from base 164 to 580 and encodes 138 amino acids. The record is from RefSeq and is a predicted model, not a curated record.
UUAGGAUGUGUUUCGUAGAAUCGGUAUUAAGUGUGUUUCCAACUUUUUGAUGAUGAUGAACGAACGAUGAGCAAGAAUCAUACCUAGGUAGUUUAAUUAAAUCAUUAGACGCAUUCGUUCAUUUCAUUUCAUUUCAUUUUACUUCAUCCAUCCCCUACCAAAGAUGAUAGGUACUUGUACAAGUACUGUGUACAUACUGUCUGUGUACAUGGUACUUGUUCAUACAUGGUCGGUACCUGGAUGUUAUAUUUUAUUUAAUAGUUUACCGGGUGAAAGAGGGCAAGCGCGAGCCUUUAGUUGUCCGUGCUUCACGGUGGUCUUCAUACAAACAUACCCCUGUCAGCUUCUCGACGCCAACGCCAACGCCAACGCCAUUCCCAAUCUCUCAUCCCUACCCAAACUGUUUUCCCCUUUCCCGUCAACCAUACGACUCCUUCAACUCUUCCUUCUCUUCCUUCUUUCUUCUUCAUCUACUCUCUCUCGCUCUCUCUCUCUCUCCUUCCCUCCCCAUCACACCUUCAUUACCAAACCUUCUUCUUCUAGCUCGCCUGCCUCGGCGUUCCUAAGGUACUACUACUAAUCGUUAACUCUUCUUUUCAACUCCUCCUUCUAAAGGGCCUUUCUUCUUACACUCGCUGUUUGUUGUCUUGUGUCCACAUUCUUCAAAAUCAACACACACACACACACACACUUCCAUCAUCACCCCGUAUUCAGAGCGCGUUCUAUCGCACUCCAUCGUGAUCACUCCCACUCUCGAAAGGUU